Molecule: messenger RNA, 594 nt
Organism: Serpula lacrymans var. lacrymans S7.9
Lineage: Eukaryota; Fungi; Basidiomycota; Agaricomycetes; Boletales; Serpulaceae
Exons: 4
Coding region: 1-594 (197 amino acids)
Source: RefSeq, a predicted model, not a curated record
AUGAUCCCUUUGGCAGCCUAUGCACAUGCUGUUACAUUGGUUUCACAGAUAUCUCAUUCGUUCCAUCAGCUGUGGUCGGGUACCCGCGCAACUUUGCCAAGGCUUACAUGGAGGGAAUACAAGGGCCCGGUUUUUAUUGACACUUUGAACCACUUACAACAGCAGGCUAUGGUAAAUCAGGCAUUCAAUCAAUAUAGAACAGAGUUACAUGGUAUUUCCCUUGCGCAGACUUGCAACUCUAAUUUUUCUCAUUCACCAAGUACCCCUGCUCUCGUAGCCAAUCAGGGUACAACAGUUGACAAUCCUGCACUACUAUCAUCAACCACUGUGCUCCCAGUUCCAGUUCCAGCUGCCGCUUUCUAUUCUGUUACCUCUUUAACAGCUCAAGCUAAUGCUGUUAGUUCUGUUAGUGUUGCACCCCUUGUGACCACAAUCACUGCCAUUCAGUCCGACAUUGGUCAACCCGUCAGUGCGCCAAAUGUGAUAUUUGAUGUCAAUAAUGGUGUGUUGAAUUAUUUUUCCCCCCUAUCUCUAAGAGGCGAAUACCACAAUGCCAACCAUUUCACCAUCCGUGUCCAAUGCGGGUUAUGCUGA